GCUCGCUCCUGCGCGCGCGCUCUCCCGGGCCCAAGUGAAUAGUCCUUGCGCGAGCGGGACACGGUGGUGGAUGCAAUUCCGCUCGCCUUCAGCCGCUAGGAGCUCCCUGGCGCCGCAGGCAGCGUCCUCCUCCGAAGCAGCUGCGCCGGCACCUGGGCAGCCUGGACCUUCGUACCCUGCCCCUGGGGCCUCGCGCGGGGGGCGCCCCGGGACAACCCCUGCGGGUCGGGUGGAGGAGGAAGAGGAGGAGGAAGAAGACGUGGAUCCGAACCCCUACUCUACGCAGAACACCUGGCUGCGCUGCUGCCUCUUCUCUUUGAGGGGGAGGCGGAGAGAGACGCGGAGAGCCAUGAGGGGCUGCGAAGUCCGGGAAUUUUUUUUGCAAUUAGGUUUCUUUUUGCCUCUGCUAACAGCUUGGCCGGGCGACUGCAGUCACGUCUCCAACAACCAAGUUGUUUUGCUUGAUACAACAACUGUGCUGGGAGAGCUAGGAUGGAAAACAUAUCCAUUAAAUGGGUGGGAUGCUAUCACCGAAAUGGAUGAGCACAAUAGGCCCAUUCACACUUACCAGGUAUGCAAUGUAAUGGAACCGAACCAAAACAACUGGCUUCGUACAAACUGGAUCUCCCGUGAUGCAGCUCAGAAAAUUUAUGUGGAAAUGAAAUUCACACUAAGAGAUUGUAACAGCAUUCCAUGGGUCUUGGGGACUUGCAAAGAAACAUUUAAUCUGUAUUAUGUGGAAUCAGAUGAAUCCCAUGGAAUUAAAUUCAAGCCAAACCAAUAUACAAAGAUUGACACAAUUGCUGCUGAUGAAAGUUUUACUCAGAUGGAUUUAGGUGAUCGCAUCCUCAAACUCAACACGGAAAUUCGUGAAGUGGGGCCUAUAGAAAGGAAAGGAUUUUAUCUGGCUUUUCAAGACAUUGGGGCAUGCAUUGCAUUGGUCUCAGUCCGUGUCUUCUACAAAAAGUGCCCCUUCACUGUUCGUAACUUGGCCAUGUUUCCUGACACCAUCCCAAGGGUUGAUUCUUCUUCUUUGGUUGAAGUAAGGGGCUCUUGCGUGAAGAGUGCAGAAGAGCGUGACACUCCUAAACUAUAUUGUGGAGCUGAUGGAGAUUGGCUGGUUCCUCUUGGAAGGUGUAUCUGCAGUACAGGAUAUGAAGAAAUUGAAGGUUCUUGCCACGCUUGCAGACCAGGAUUCUAUAAAGCAUUUGCUGGCAACACAAAGUGUUCCAAAUGCCCUCCACACAGUUUAACCUACAUGGAAGCAACAUCUAUUUGUCAAUGUGAAAAGGGCUAUUUCCGAGCUGAAAAAGACCCGCCUUCCAUGGCAUGUACUAGGCCACCUUCAGCUCCUAGGAAUGUGGUUUUUAACAUCAAUGAAACAGCCCUUAUAUUGGAAUGGAGCCCACCAAGUGACACAGGAGGGAGAAAAGAUCUCACAUACAGUGUAAUCUGUAAGAAAUGUGGCUUAGACACCAGCCAGUGUGAGGACUGUGGUGGAGGACUCCGCUUCAUCCCAAGACAUACUGGCCUGAUCAACAAUUCCGUGAUAGUUCUUGACUUUGUGUCUCACGUGAAUUACACCUUUGAAAUAGAAGCCAUGAAUGGAGUUUCUGAGUUGAGUUUUUCUCCCAAGCCAUUCACAGCUGUUACAGUGACCACGGAUCAAGAUGCACCUUCCCUGAUAGGUAUGGUAAGGAAGGACUGGGCAUCCCAAAAUAGCAUUGCCCUCUCAUGGCAAGCACCUGCUUUUUCCAAUGGAGCCAUUCUGGACUACGAGAUCAAGUACUAUGAGAAAGAGCAUGAGCAGCUCACCUAUUCUUCCACGAGGUCCAAGGCCCCUAGCGUCAUCAUCACAGGUCUCAAGCCGGCCACCAAGUACAUAUUUCAUAUCCGAGUGAGGACAGCAACAGGAUACAGCAGCUACAGUCAGAAGUUUGAAUUUGAAACUGGAGAUGAAACUUCUGACAUGGCGGCGGAGCAGGGGCAGAUUCUCGUGAUAGCCACUGCAGCUGUUGGGGGAUUCACUCUCCUCGUCAUUCUUACUUUGUUCUUCUUAAUCACUGGGAGGUGCCAAUGGUACAUAAAGGCCAAAAUGAAAUCGGAAGAAAAGAGAAGAAACCACUUACAGAAUGGGCACUUACGCUUCCCAGGAAUUAAAACUUACAUAGAUCCAGAUACAUAUGAAGACCCAUCACUAGCAGUCCAUGAAUUUGCAAAGGAGAUUGAUCCCUCAAGAAUUCGCAUCGAGAGAGUCAUUGGGGCAGGAGAAUUUGGAGAAGUCUGUAGUGGGCGCUUGAAGACUCCUGGAAAAAGAGAAAUCCCAGUUGCAAUAAAAACUUUGAAAGGUGGCCACAUGGAUCGGCAAAGAAGAGAUUUUCUAAGAGAAGCUAGUAUCAUGGGUCAAUUUGACCACCCAAAUAUCAUUCGCCUAGAAGGUGUUGUCACAAAAAGAUCCUUCCCGGCCAUUGGGGUGGAGGCGUUUUGCCCCAGCUUCCUGAGGGCGGGGUUUUUAAAUAGCAUCCAGGCUCCGCAUCCAGUACCAGGGGGAGGAACUUUACCCCCCAGGAUUCCUGCUGGCAGGCCAGUAAUGAUUGUGGUGGAAUAUAUGGAGAAUGGAUCCCUAGACUCCUUUCUGCGGAAACAUGAUGGCCACUUCACAGUCAUCCAGUUGGUCGGUAUGCUCCGAGGCAUUGCAUCAGGAAUGAAGUAUCUUUCCGAUAUGGGUUAUGUUCAUCGGGAUCUAGCAGCAAGAAAUAUAUUGGUCAACAGCAACUUAGUUUGCAAAGUUUCUGAUUUUGGUCUCUCCCGGGUGCUGGAAGAUGAUCCAGAAGCUGCUUAUACAACAACUGGUGGGAAAAUCCCCAUACGAUGGACAGCCCCAGAAGCUAUUGCCUACAGGAAAUUCUCUCCGGCAAGUGAUGCAUGGAGCUAUGGCAUUGUCAUGUGGGAGGUCAUGUCCUAUGGAGAGAGACCUUAUUGGGAAAUGUCUAACCAAGAUGUCAUUCUGUCCAUUGAAGAAGGUUACAGACUUCCGGCUCCCAUGGGCUGUCCGGCAUCUCUACACCAGCUGAUGCUCCAUUGCUGGCAGAAGGAGAGAAAUCACAGGCCAAAAUUUACUGACAUUGUCAGCUUCCUUGACAAACUGAUCCGCAAUCCCAGUGCCCUUCACACGCUAGUGGAGGACAUUCUUGUGGUGAACGGUCCUCACAACCAGAGCCCAUCAGCAGAGCUCUCUGACUGUUCUGUGGCUGUAGAAGCAGGCAGAAUGCCAGAGUCCCCAGGGGAGGUUCCUGAGUAUCCUUUGUUUGUCACAGUCGGUGACUGGCUGGAUUCCAUAAAGAUGGGACAGUAUACGAAUAACUUUAUGGCAGCAGGGUUUACAACUUUUGACCUGAUUUCAAGAAUGAGCAUCGAUGAUAUUAGAAGAAUUGGAGUCAUACUCAUUGGACACCAGAGACGGAUAGUCAGCAGUAUACAGACUUUACGUUUACAUAUGAUGCACAUACAGGAGAAAGGAUUUCAUGUAUGAAAGUAUUACAAGAACCAGUGUUUUGUGCCUCAGCAUUUCUAAAAAGAAUGAUAUCCUCUCUCCACUACCCUCUCUUCUGAUUCUCCCACCACUUCAUAAACUGCAGUCUCCUGUGCAGACUGCGGGCACAUGCCUUUUGUUUAUGCUUCCAACCUGGAUUUUAAAAUCAUGCUUCAUAGCUCCUUUCUGGAUAACCUGCAAAUAAAACCCUGGCCCACUGCAGAUUAUCACUCCGCAAUGGUAAAUAACUCAGCAUGGAUGUGUAACUUUGUAUUACAGUACUUAGGAAGUGUUCACUGACUUAACCCAAAGAAAUUUAUCCAGGUCCAGCUUCACUGAUGAUGUAUUUAGAGUUUGAUGGCAGAUGAAAAGGAAAAUGGUCAAUCUUUCAUGUUUUGUGAUGGGGUAGCUUCCAAAUUGACAUGAAUAUUUAUUUUUUAGAGAAUUAUACUCAACUCAAUGGGUUGUAUUCUUUAUCUUUAAAAAGUUUAAUUGUUGAUGCCUGAUAUUAGAAUUAUUUACAGAAAUAACCAAUGAUUUCAUGUAGUGAAUUCUUGCCAGGGGUGACUGUGGUGAGAAGAGAGUUACCAGACAAGAAGAGGAAGAAACGUUUGCGGCUUUUAAGUUUCCUAUGGUUGGGUUUGUUUAUUUUUUAAUUAACUUUAUAGUUUCCUACAUACUUCAUAGCAGAUUGCCACCUGCUUUCCCCUCUAAAUUUUUACUGACGAUAGUAUAUUUGUCUACUGCCUUAUGAAGAUGACCCCUGAAAAUACCAAGAGUGAGCCCAUUGCUCUAAAGGCUUUCAUGGAGUGAAGCACGGGAUAAAAUUAUGGCUAUUCCCUUGGUUUAUCUUCACAAGUUGCAAAAUUAAUUAUCAAAGCACUGAGAAAAUUAGUUUAUCUAAGUAGAAUUGAUUUGAAUAAAAGAUCUAAGAAUCUAGCCUUAGAUUUCAAUGUAAAAAGGUUAAUUAACUUGAACAAUUUUAUGAUAGCUAUAUGGUAGCCCAAAGAAAUAAACACAUCUAGAUGACUGAUAUUUGUGCACUUUACAAGUUAAAGAAAUUUUUAUGUUCUGUUCAUAAAAAUAAGUUACAUAAACAUAAUGAGCUGUUUUCCAAAUCUUCCAAGGGACAAGUAUGCCAUUGCAUUCUCCAAAGAGGAUAUAAAAGAUCUAACACAGGAGCAUAUAUAACUUGUGUAUCAACCUGGGUCCAUAAUAUAGUGACAUAAAAAUGUGAACACAGUUAAAGCAUGGUGUUGUCAUAAUCUUUCCAGAGGCUGAAAAAAAAAGGCAAAUAUAUUUUUCCGUGAAUUAAGCUAAGUAAGCUUAACAGAAGUUUAUGCUUUCUUACAAGCCCAUUCAAUUAUAAAAUCAGUUGUUCCACAUGAAACAAAAAAAAUGACUACUGUUCUAACUGGACGAGUAGGGAGACUGUGUUAAGAGAAAAAAAGAGCAGGUUGUCUAAAGAUGCCUAUUUAAUAAACCGGUUUUUAUUUGAUCUAAGAGAUAAAAGUGCCCUACCCACAUUCUCAAAUACCUACCAAAAUUGCAUUAUUUGGUAAUAAUAGCUUUCUUGCUAUUAAAGGAGCUUCACUUUUUCUUUUUUUCUUAUUUUAAGAUUUGUUGAUUGUCCCAUUAGACAAGAACUGUCCACAUAUUUUUUGUUGUUGAUUUAUCUCCUGAAUUUCUGCCAGCACAGCUUAUUUUUUCUCAUUCCGAAAAAGAACAUCUAUGGAGAUAGAAGAAAGAGUCUUUAGAGUAUUCCUUAAAAUAUACUAAAAAUGGAAAAUCCAUUAUUUUUUAAGUAAGUGUGUCAGAAAUAGCUAGCAACAUUUUCCAGCCAUCACCUGCAUGGCCAUGCAUCACUCCUACACUAUCUGCAGUUUGCUUGAUACAUUUACAAAAAUCUGAAUACAUUUAGAGGAAAUACAAAUUUUCCAUAUUUACCUGUCCUCAAAUAUAUGUUAAAUAAGAACUAAUGUAAAACAGAUUAAAUUUAUUAAUCAUAUAGAUUUAUUUUUAUAAUACAACAAAAAAGGUAUUUAGAAAAAUAAGGAAUAGAAUAAUUAUGGUCUUCCAUAGGACUCUGUCAGCAACAUCUGUAUACUUUGAAGAAAUCAAUUCUAUAAGGUAUUUAAACUUAUAUGGGAUGGGCAUUCAGUGCUUACAAGAUUAAAGUUCUCUGUUAAGAAUUUUUUUCUUAAAAAGUCCAACAAUCCUUUUCUAUAUCUGGUUAAUUGUACUUCUUUUUUUCUUCCCUAACAUAUUUCUCUAGUAUUAUAAAGCUGCCUUUCGCUUUGUCGCUUACCACAAAGCCUCUUUAAGAUUUCUUUAAAAUUAUAUUUAUCCUAAGCAUGAUAACCUUACGUGUAGGUUUGAACCUCAUCAUGGUCAGAGCAAGGUUGAAAUAUGUGUACAAGAUUAAACAGAAACAUUACAAAAUAAGGAUAUCUAUUUCUCUACUGCUUACCAAUCACAGACCCUCUGAUCCCAAGGGUAUUAAAAUAUCCAGUAAUAUUAACAGUUAAAUUGCCAAAAUCAUUUGGAAAUUUUACAUGAAAUACUUUGAGAUUUACUAGUGCACAUAUUCAUUAAUUAAAACUUUAAUAAUCAUACAUAAGAAUUUAUAGAAAGAAAGUAACUUCUAUAAAUCACAGCCGUCAGGAAUAAUCUUCGAUAACUAAAAUAUGCAUAUUCAUUCAUGUACCUGCAUUAUUUUAAGUGUCCUAAUCUAUACUACUGAGGGGCUUUUGGAUUUUGAAAAUCAGACAGUUGAAGAAACCAUUUUCAUUUUAUUUUCUGGGUGGUCGUUUCCAGCCUAUAGUCAACUCAUUAUCUCAUAGUAUAAGCCAGAUUUGGGAAAAAUGUAAAAACAAUGCACAAUCAAAAGAGAUUAGGUAUGUAAAUCAUAGAAAAGCAAUCAGAAACUGAAAAGCUCUUGGCUUAAGAAGAAUAAUAAAUACAGCACUUUUGCACUGAGUUGUCUUAUAACUGUUGAUAAAUAAAUUAUGCAUGUUGUAAUAAAAAAAGAUUUAUCUUAUUUAACACUGUAUUACUCUUUAAAAUCUAUCCAAUUAUCACCUGAAUAAAACCUUCCAGCUACAGGUUGAAGGCCUAUCUCAGUCCAUGAAUGCAAAACAAACUGGAAUCCAAUCCUUGAACAGCAAAGUCUUUACAGAUCUUCUAAACUAAAGAAAUGGAGAAAAAUGAAUUAUAUUAUCUAUCUCCCAACCUCUUCCUAAAAAAUCCAUUUUUAUAACUUUCCUUACCAAGUUCUAUUCUGUAAGGCAGUUAAGUCUCUUACCUCAAAAUUUUCAUCAGUACUAUGUCUUUUUCUAUUCCUUUGUUAAAUUUUCUAAUAUUUCCCUUCUCAGCCCCGUUUUUCUCUCUACUCCACCAUCUCAUCUCUUUUCCUUUCUUAGCUUCUACCAUCCCACUAUUUAUCUCUAUCAGCAAAAGAAAGGUAGUGCAGCAAAUCUAAAAAGAUCUUGCAGAUUUCCUUAUGAGAGGCUGAGGGUGGAGGCAAGAAAUGUUGCAAAAGUCAUUCCUUUAAUACUUUGGGUCCUGCCACAUAAAUGAGAGCAUUUGCAUUCACAGAAGGUAUAAGUUCUGGCUUGCAUUACCUGGAAGUUAAGUGCUUUGGAAAGUAAUUUCAAAAUGGAUGAUGAUGGUAAUCCUUUUAUGUAGCCUUAGCUAAGGAAAUUUACUAUUGAAAGAAAUUUGUAUUUUAAGAAUCAAAAACUGUUAUUUUAAGUUUAAUAUAAAAAAUUGUAUUUUAAGAAUCAACUCACAGGUGGUGUACAUCUCUCUAUAACAAGGAGAUUAGAAGCAGAUGUAUCACAUCCUUUAAUAUGAUCACCUUAAUUUUUCUGAGCUCAAAUUCGGCUACGUAAAUUCCACUAUGUAGAAGAGACUCAUGUUACUCAAUGUUCAAUCCAAAAAUAUUUUAAUCUUUUUAUAUUAAGACUCCAAAGAUAGGGGAGUAAACCAGGUAAAAUUGAUGAUACUCUUCCAUUACGACAGCAAGCACUGAAGCCACCUACAUUUGGUUUCUAUGAUCAACACUUUCAACAAAUUUUCAAUCUUUAUAAUGCUCAAUAAAGUCAGUGUAAACUUCAUUUGGUUCAAUUUAACAAAUAUCUAUGAGGUAUCACCUAUGCAUAAAUUUUACGGCAAACAUGACUUUGGCUGUACUAUCCUUACCUACUCUUAAGCUUCAAAGUUAGAGUUUAUUUGCAAUUUUUGCUGUGAUUGCCAUGUUGCUUAGUAACAUUGCAUUGUCACUCUAACAAAAACACAUUUAGUAAAUAAAAGCUUGUCCAGUGUGGACUGGAUUUGCAAUCCCUAUGGAAAGAAGUAUUUUGGACGUCAGAGUCUCACAGCAUGCUCCACACCUCCUCUGGCAGAGGGUUGCAUACUCACUGGAUUCUCUAAACGAUCUCCCUUGUUAACAGUUGAGUCACAGAUUUUUACUGCCCAGUGGCACACUUUCUACUUCAUGAGUAGACUCACUACCUCAAAGGGGCCUCCAAUUAGAAAAUAUCAGCCAUUUUCAAAACAAUUCUGGAGUAAUCUCUUGCCCAAGCCAAUUCACUGUUCUUAGUUAAUGUAAUAGUAAGUAUGAACCUCCAGUGGUUCAUAAAAUUCUUUCAAACAUGAUAUAUUCAACAGGAAAAAUAGAUGAUUACUAGGUAAAAUAAAGGAAAGGAAAAAUUUUAUUUUGCAGAAAUACCUCUUCUUUCUCUUACUGUUCCCUUAGAAAGAACAAGUAUUAGGCAGGUAUUUCAAACAUUCCUUAGGACAAAAAGGUAUUUUUUAUGAUAUUAAGGAGAUAUGACAUGAUACACAUGUCUUUGAAAAAAGGUCAGAAGAUCUAGAAGCAGAUAAGAUACAGGUCAUCCAAAUUUAGUUUUAUCUAAGCAUCUUUCUUCUGACCAAUAAUUAGAUUUGAACUUCAAAUUAAUAAUGGAUUUCUAUAAAAUGUACAAAAUAUUAAGAUAUUUACAUCUUAAUUGAAAACCUUCUGCUCUUCUAAUUCAAAAGAGAUUUUGGUUGGCAUUGGCUUUUUUAGAAUUUUACAAUAGUUCUGAAAGUCUACCUUAACUUACCAGUGUUGAUUCACAAUUAUUGUAUACAAAAAUGAAACAAAAAGCUAAAAGGAAACUUUUCAGUUACUAAGGGUAGCAAAGCACUAAUAAAAGAAUAAACUUAAUCUGUUAAAAAGAAUCUGGAAAAUAUAAAGUUUUGUGUAUCUCUUGAUGAAACCAAGUCAUCCCCAUUUUAUUAAAUUGUUGUGAUUGGCCAUUGAAAGUCAAGUUUCUUUCUGAACAAAACAAAGGAAGAUUCUGGUUUGAAUUUCCACACUGGUUAAUCACAGUACCAAACCUCUAUAUCAUUAAGAGAAGUUUUGAUUUGUUUCAUUUAAAGGGAAAAAUCCUGAAGAUGACUCCCUCUAACUUUAAACAUACCUAUUCAUCUUUGAGAAUAACAAAGGCGUUAAAGAAAAAUUACCAGACAGAUGAGGAUGAAAGACAGCUCUUUAAUGUAAAAUGAAGAUGUAGCUUCUACUUUUAGAAAAUAAAAUACAGAAUAACAACACAAUUUCCUGGGAGUUGUAAAUCAGAAAAAUUUCAGAAUUAGUAAAAAAAUAAAUAUAUCUCAAAUAAAAUUCUGUACUGUAACUUCAUUAUUUGUAACCUCUGGCUGUUUUUGUCAUAAAAUAAACUCACUUUGGGUUAAUAAUAAGUUA
Manis javanica (Malayan pangolin) is the source of this 9281-nucleotide messenger RNA. Lineage: Eukaryota; Metazoa; Chordata; Mammalia; Pholidota; Manidae. The record is from RefSeq and is a predicted model, not a curated record.